Molecule: messenger RNA, 747 nt
Organism: Adineta ricciae
Lineage: Eukaryota; Metazoa; Rotifera; Eurotatoria; Adinetida; Adinetidae
Source: the annotation of a GenBank genome assembly
AUGGCAGAACAACCUUCCUCUAUACAAACUAACAUUUGCUGCUGCAUACCGGUGACAUACGAUGAGAUUGAUGACGAGAAGCUUGUAUAUGUCGAACGUGUACCUUGGAAUAGCAACUAUGAUCGUGGAUAUUGUACAAAUGAUUGCACUAUGCACAACAGAACGAAGAUACACACAUACUGGAAUGGCCGACUGUCAUCCUCACCAGAGCGAUUUCCAUACUAUGUUCCAAGCACGUGGUAUCGUCUUAGUUUGCAGGUAGAUCACACUUCUCUUCCAGACUGGGGCCCAGAUUGGCAUAUUCUGUACCAUGGGACAUAUCCACAAAACAUUCAUAAAAUUGUUAAAAACGGAUUUCGAGUUCGCGAGUGUCAACAUGGAUUUCCAGCGUUAUAUCUGUCGCCCAGCAUUCAAUAUUCUUCGCAUCCAAGAUAUGCUCGUGUAAUUGUACACAAUGACUUUUUCUUCCAGUUUGUGUUAGAGGUGCGAGUAGAUACAAGAAAAGUAAUACCAUUGAAAAAACGUGAGACUCUCGAGGUUGGUGUGGCAGGUGACAUUGAUCCAAACUUCCCAAACAACGAAAAUCUUGAAUUCUUACUUAAGGCAGAAGAAGGAAAAUUCAUAAAAUCUUACGAGGGUGUGGUUGUAACAGGUGUCAUGGUUCGCAANAGAGGAAAUCGAACGAACAUUGUCUACGAUAUUUCCAUGGAGAGGAAAUACACGGAUUCAAAAGUAAGUCUAUGUUAG